Tigriopus californicus is the source of this 3333-nucleotide messenger RNA. Its product is annotated as ubiquitin carboxyl-terminal hydrolase 29-like. Gene Ontology annotation, cellular component: nucleus; cytosol. The transcript has 8 exons. The record is from RefSeq and is a predicted model, not a curated record. Gene Ontology annotation, molecular function: cysteine-type endopeptidase activity; cysteine-type deubiquitinase activity. The coding region runs from base 373 to 3159 and encodes 928 amino acids. Gene Ontology annotation, biological process: G1/S transition of mitotic cell cycle; protein deubiquitination. Lineage: Eukaryota; Metazoa; Arthropoda; Copepoda; Harpacticoida; Harpacticidae.
UUAUCCCAAAUAAAAAAAAAUUAGCCUCGCCACCUAAUCGGUGGAGAAUAACGUUUAUCUCCUCUCACCCCAUGGCCCAACAUGUCAAACAAAAAAAGAUCAUAAAAAAAGGGAAAAAGUUACAGCUAGCGCUUUCAGCAGCCUUCUUCUGCGUCACCCUGCCAUUGGUCAUCUGAAGUUGACUUGAAGCGGUGCUGAAGUCUGAACGCCAAAGUUCUCUCCUCCCAAGGCUUCGAUUCAAGGUCAAGGCUCAACCUUUGUCAGUGCGGACGGCUCGGUGGGCGCAAGACACGGUGAAACACGCGAAUCCACCCUUGGCCCUAGGAACCGAGUCUUUGGCCUGUGAUUCCGUUCCUACCCUCUUCGACCAGUAUGCCGCCCACCGACUCGACGAGCCUGACCCCACCUCUGUCCCCACCCAAACGGCCUUUCCGGGGUUCGACCUCCACUCGCGCGGAUUCGAGCCGGCCCUCGGGCUCAUCGCUGGUCCCCCAUCAUGGCUGGCUAGGGCGGACCUCGCCGGGCCCAGGACCCCAAGGAGAAGAGGAAGAGGAGGAGGAGGAACCGCAGAUGAAGAGUCCCAUGUCGGAUUCCGCCCUCUUGACCACACCCCGUAACAGCCUGCGCACGGCGGAACAGGCCGAGGGCCGCUCUCAGUCCUUGACCUUGUCCUCCAAAAAGCGGAGCGCUUUCCGUCGACGCCUUCAGCCUCAAUGGGAUACUCUGCGACUUGGGCGCCACUCCGCGCCCGGCAAAUCCCAGACCAGCUCCGCGUGCUCCCGGGUCUCUGCCGGCGGGGACGAGAAUCGCGACCCCAUUGUUCAUGGAAAACGCUCCAAAUCUCCAUCUGGUCGUGCCACCACACCUCGACGCAAUCUCUUUGGAGAGCGUAGCGCCAUCACCGGACAAGCCAUCCCGGCUUUGGGCACCAAAGAGUCUGUGGGCGCCUCUGCUUCCACGUUCUACGGAGCCAAAUCUCAGAUGACACCAGUGUUGGUGAGCUCGCCGCGCGCGCUCAAAUCGGCGCUGAAAAAUGGUCGAGAGGCCGUGGGUCGGACCCGAGGUCUCUUGGGCGACGAUUUGGCCCAUCAUCCCGGAGUUCGAGCCAAACGGGUCCGGUCCCGUCCCGUACCAAUUGAGGAGGUGGGCGAGGGAGGAGUACCGCCCAUGAUUCCCUUGACGGACUUUGCUCUUCCGAUAGAUUCGAGCAUGAAACCCGCUGUGUUUGUCGAUCCUCAUCGAGUUGGGCUUCCAAAUAUUGGUAUGACGUGUUACAUGAACUCUGUACUGCAAUGCCUCUUCAGUCUUCCCCCAUUCAAACAAUCCCUUAAAUCGAUUCGCGAAUCCGUGAGUUCGGCCGUUCAAAAUGAGCCGGAGCUCUUGGAUAAUGUAUCCAUACUUCGGGCCAUCACGGAUUUGAUGACCGAUCGUGAGAAAGGUCAGAUGUCCCAUAUUGACGAGAAGGUCCGUUACCUUCAAGCCGAGUUUCAAAAGAUUCGUCAAGAGUUCCAACUUGGGUGCCAACAAGAUGCUCACGAAUUUCUCACCCAAUUAUUCGACGCCAUCGAGUUCCAGUCCAUGACUCUUAUGGCCAAUGACUCGUCGGUUCAAUGUCCGGUGUCGGAAAACUUCGAAUACAAUGUCAGUGUUGUCAAAACGUGCAGUCAAUGUGAUACCAAACUCCACUCCACUUUGAAAGACACCAUGUGGAAGCUCAAUAGUCCCCGUUCGAAUACCAAAAACCUAACUAGUCUUAUCCAGAACUCCUUGACUUCGACGGUGAAAGCCAAUUGUCCACAAUGCGAAGCCAAAGCCAAAGCCAAUGGAGCCACCUACGAAGGGACCUUGGCCCAUCAGGUCUAUGAAUUUGAGACUCUACCCCGUGUAUUCAUGCUUCAUCUGCCUCGAAUGCAUUACUACAAGAACCAUUCCGGAGAUUACGCGUGUGACAAGCGAGAGAUCCCCAUCGAAAUCCCUCCGGUGCUGAACAUGGAAGAACUGGCCGUGCCCUCCGACCAAAUGUUCAAGAGAUUGCAGAAUUACACGGACAUUGAAGAAUCUUUUGAUGAGCACAAGAACUAUCAUGUUGAGCUUGAGCUCUUGGACCCCGAAAUCACCUUCAAACGUCCGUCAAAUCCAGCCAACUACGCUGUCAAUUCUCGGAUCUCUAGUCAGAAUGGAGAAGCCCUCGAUUAUUCACGGAAAUCCUAUGAUGUGAAAAACAUUUCGCCGGUGAAACCACCCAAUCGAGGAGGACCGGGAUCUUUGAGCCCUUUAACCGAACUCGAAUGCUCAGCUUUGUACAGCAGCGACGAAAAUGGAAAUGUCCAGUCUACCGCUCGGAAUCCGUCCUCUCGAAGCGUUCUUCAACAAGGUUUGACCGAGGCCGCGACGGCCAUGCUCGGAUUGGGCAACGACCUGGGUUGGAUCAGGGAGAAGCAGCCUUCACCAGACUCGGUUCAAGAGGUACCCAACUCUUGUGUGGUCCGACAGGACUCGCCUGACGACUCCAGAGAGGACGACACGAGUCUGGGGGAGUCCAACAUGGACAUUGACGAGGAGCUGCGUAGCAACGGUAUCCACAUCACGGAGGAUCUCUUUGAGCAAGAAGAGAACGCCAGUGAUGGUGUGGCUCUAAAUAAGCAGCUUUGUGUGGAGGUCGAUGAGCCUCGGCCACACGUUGAAGGUGGGGAAGGGCGUCUUGUGUUGACUUUCGAUCACAAAGAACAUGAUACGUCGGAUCUUAGUCGGACGGAAUCUGCGGCCUCAGAUUUCUCGCAUUCCUCGUUUUCGUCCAAGGGGGAUGAAUUGGACGACGUUUCGGCUUCCGUUUCGGAUGAAGACACGAAAAUUAUUCGAACCUUUAACAAUAAAGUGGACAACCCGUACUUUAAUUACUAUCUAGUGGCCAUGGUGAAUCAUAUUGGCGAAUCGGUCAACAGUGGCCACUACAAGGCCGAUGUUUACAGCCUGGAGAAAGAACAAUGGUUCCGAUAUGACGAUGAUCGAGUGAGAGAAAUCUCCCAUCAGCGGGUUCUCUCCGAGAAUGCCAUCCACGGAUAUCUGUUCGUUUACUUGCACAAAUCAUAUUUCAAGCGACCCUGCCGACGUGCGGAUAAGUUGAGUCAAGUUGUCUUGGGCAAUAGACCUACUCCGUGACGAAUUUGACGUAAAAACACACUUUAGGGGACCCACUCCUGUGUCUCCCCUUUGUCCCCAAAGAUCUCAUCUGUGAUAUUUUGAGAACCAAUUUUUCAAGGACUGUCUUGAUUUUCUGACCAAUCUUGAGAACAACAUGUAGUGCCACGCAAUAAAUCUAUCUUGACAAUUCUA